Lentinula edodes (shiitake mushroom) is the source of this 3215-nucleotide messenger RNA. RefSeq lists its product as uncharacterized. Gene Ontology annotation, cellular component: nucleus. The record is from RefSeq and is a predicted model, not a curated record. Gene Ontology annotation, molecular function: transcription cis-regulatory region binding; zinc ion binding; DNA-binding transcription factor activity, RNA polymerase II-specific. Gene Ontology annotation, biological process: DNA-templated transcription; regulation of DNA-templated transcription. Lineage: Eukaryota; Fungi; Basidiomycota; Agaricomycetes; Agaricales; Omphalotaceae. The transcript is spliced from 17 exons. The coding region runs from base 405 to 3047 and encodes 880 amino acids.
GAUUCUUUCCUAGACAGUCCCUAAACUCUAGUACAGUAUUCUAGUAUCGAUGACUAUUUCUUCCUGCACAGAAAAUUCUGUCGUGAAGUUCAGCUGAUUCCGCCGAUUUCUCAACAAUUUGCUUCCAUUUCCCUUCAUUACCCCGGAUUUUUCCACAGAAAGUAGAUAAUCGAUAUUGAUUAUGUUUCUUUGCUGUCAGUAGAGCGGAAAAGAAGUUACUCCUUGAAUACAUGGAUAUGUGUAUGAAUGAUGAUACGCGUGAAAGAGUUACUACAAAGGAAGUCCGCUUGUGAGUAUUUGUCCGAUUCUUAUGAUUUUGCUUGUUUUCGUUUCCUCUUUCAUUUACAAUCUGACUGUCAUCACCUGGACGCCCUCUCCCUUGCAUUCUUCUUCGACCAUCCAGAAUGAAUUCGGCUCAGGGCCCCUCAAUGCUGCAACAACAAGAAGAUGACAAGCCGCGCGACGUGAAACCUGUUGUGAAGACUUUGAAUAGAGUUCCACGUGCCUGUAAUGCCUGCAGGAAACAGAAGAUGCGCUGCGAAGGGGCUGAUAACCCACCUUGCAAACGUUGUCGAAACGCUGGACUGGAAUGCUUAUUCGAGAAGCCGUCGAGGGAGGCCACUCUGACCGGGGAAGCAGGUUUAGAGCGCAUCCGUAGCCUUGAAACACAUGUUGUUGAGAUUCGGAACACUCAAACUUCCAUCCUGAAUACUCUAGCUGAUAUCCAGGCUUCGUUGCGUGGUGCCUCCUUCCAGAAUCGGUCUCCGUCCGCGUAUCCGCCCUCCUUUCACCAUCAGUCACCAAGCGUCAAUUCGCCACCAAUAACUUCUCCCCCGACUGCUCAUACUCAUGUUUCCGACAUGCAACCUUCUCCUGUCCCUGGUUAUGCUGCCCAUCCUAUGAAUCAGUCAUCUUCCUCGCGGCCUUCGCGGCCUCCGAUCGCUACCUAUCCGUCUCAAGCAUCCCAAUCUUCACCUGUGGAUUACCAUCAGAACGGUCCUCAAUACCCUCACCAAUAUCCAAAUGGGAACUACCAACAACAACAACAAUCACAACCACAACCACAACCGCCGUCAGUACCACAACAAGGAGGGCCUGUCCUACCUCCUUUCUCAAGUUUACAGACUCUACAUCCUCAGUCUUCGGUCCGCUUUCAAGGACCUCCUGAGGAGCAGGCCAGAGUCGGACGACAAGGAGGCUCUAAUAAACGACAAGCUCCGAGUACCUCAAAUGUCACUAGUGCUGAUUCCUCAGACAUUGACGACGAUGAGAACGGCGAAUUGCCGGCUUCAGGUCUUGUUGCUCCCUGGGAAGUUCUUCGAGGUUUAGCGGAUGUAGCCAGUGAGCGAGCCGCAAAAGAAAACGGCGACAGUAGUGAACCGCAAAGUCGAGCUCGUACGCCGACACCUGAACGACAGAUUCGACCAACAAAGCGGAGGAAAUUACGCCACAAGAAUCCUCGCGGCAUGACCUUUCCUGACGUUGUCACCAAGAAAAUCAUUUCCGAAGCGGAAGCUCGGGAACUUUUUCGCAUCUUCUACCACGGAUCGAACACUUUCUUGCCUGUGUUUGACUUUAAGGUGGACACUUACGACGCUCUCCAUGAGCGUUCGCCCUUUGCUGUGAAUUGCAUAUGUAUGGUCGCUGCCCGGGUGCGAGAUGGUGGAGGGAAAGCGGGAGAAACGCACAAACGCUGUUUAGAAGAAGUCCAAGCAAUCUCUUGUGCCACCUUAUUUGCGCCCGUUACUCGUGUCGAGGCUGUUCAGGCCAUGAUCCUUGUUUCAGGAUGGUCCGAUAAUGGAUGGUUAUCUGGAGGCCAUGCGGUGAGAAUGGCUAUGGAACUGUCACUGCACAAAGCCUGGCCUCGGCUCCUGCGUCGCAUCAACCUCAAAAAGACCAGUGAAGAUGACAGAGACCUGGUCAUUGCUUCACGAACGUGGUUCUGCCUUUACCUGUUUGAACAUCAACUGUCUUAUGGCACUGGUCGGCCUGCUAUUCUAAAAGACGAUGAGAGUAUACGGCACUGCCGCUUGUUGCUACAGCAUCCUCUCGCUAUUGAGGAUGAUAUGAGGCUUGUAUCGACUGUUGAGUUGAUCACGCUACGUGAACGAGUUCACAAUGCACUUUCAUCUUUCGACGAACCAGUCAAGGAUUCAGAUUUUGAUGAAUUAAAAAAGGCUGAUGCUUCGUUUCGAACUUGGUUUGCGACAUGGGACCAUGCCUUUUCGCAGAAGUAUGAGGACGCUGCAUUUUACCGACAAAGUCUUCAAAUACAGCAAUUUCAUGCCGAACUAUUCCAUAACGCUACUGCUCUACGUGGUAUCAACGGUCCGGAGGAUGUUCAAAGAAUGCCACAAAUACAAAGAGAAUUGGCUAUACGGUCAAUACAAAUUGCCCGUCAAGGUUUGGAUAUAACAGUAAACUCUCCCGCCUACCGUGAGGGUAUGAAAUAUGCGGUACAUUAUACCCACGCAACUGCCACAUUUGCUGCUUCGUUCUUGCUGAGAUUAGCUCGAUUGUUCCCAAACGAGUGCGACAUGUAUGACAUCAAGAAUCAAGUUGAGCGUCUUGCGAAUCUCAUGGCUGAGAUACCGGGAAAACGAUACGCUUUGACCCUUCAAGUUAUGCUGAAGAGAUUUAAGAAAAGGAAAUCUGCGUCCGCGUCACGGUCACCGACAGCUUCCCGAGAACCACACAGGAAUCCCAACAUCAUGGAACACAGCAGUAGUAGCAGCAGCUCUAUCCAGGGUGCUCAGGUCUAUUCACCUGUAUAUGAUACCCAUUUUGGAGAAAAUGCUCUCCCUGUGAACCACUCCCAGAUGCAACAGCAGCAGCAACAACUACAACUACAACAACAACACAUUCAACCCCACCUACAACCCGCGGACGCUGACAACAUUUGGCGAGGAUUCGAAACCACUGCGAAUGAACAACUUCCUGUUUGGAUGUCUGACCAGACAUUAGGUGGAAGUUCAUUCUCGCAAAACGGGAUGGAUGCAUUUCUGCUUCCAGCCGACUAUCUGCCGCCGGCCCCUCAAAUUUGGUAGAGGAUUCGGUCAGAUUCGAUCAUGUACAUAUCUACUGUAUGUCUUUCUAUCAUAGAUACCCCUAUAUCUGUAUCGUAGAUAUGUACGUCACGUCAUGUAAUAUAUCUAGUUUUCACCGAAUUUGGACUUGCUAUGAAGCGCUUUGGCCGAGCUCAUCCAUUAUUCGAU